AUGACGACUGAUCCAAUAAACAACGGAGAAAACAUUUUAAAUCCUCCGAACAUCAUCCGCCUGGAUCAGCCGGGCGAGUGCAUCGCGGAUUAUGAGCAAGAUGCCAGGAGAAAUCUUUGUUGUUGCAUCACAGCAUUACAUAUUCAACUCGCCUGCAUAUGGAGAUGUUCAAAUCGUUUCAGGAGGUGGUUGACCACGGCCUCGCCUCAAAAGCAAGUAUCAGAGGCAAGAAGUCACGUGAUUCGGAUCACAUUCAUUAAAAUGUUUUUAAAAAAUCAGGUGAUUCUUGUACACCUGCGCAACAGAAACGAUUUGCAAAUGCCCAAUGCUUUCCUUAAAAUUUUUGCUCCCUUCUCCAUCUUGUGCAAACAUUUUCUAGUCGUGUCUGGGGUGCUCGUUGGGUGA
Messenger RNA from Helobdella robusta, 405 nucleotides. RefSeq lists its product as hypothetical. The record is from RefSeq and is a predicted model, not a curated record. NCBI's taxonomy places the organism in Eukaryota, Metazoa, Annelida, Clitellata, Rhynchobdellida, Glossiphoniidae. The coding region runs from base 1 to 405 and encodes 134 amino acids. The transcript has 3 exons.